Messenger RNA from Asterias rubens (European starfish), 4027 nucleotides. Its product is annotated as von Willebrand factor A domain-containing protein 3A-like. The coding region runs from base 106 to 3897 and encodes 1263 amino acids. The record is from RefSeq and is a predicted model, not a curated record. NCBI's taxonomy places the organism in Eukaryota, Metazoa, Echinodermata, Asteroidea, Forcipulatida, Asteriidae. The transcript has 33 exons.
GCAAAAGACCUGUCACUACACUCUGCACAAUUUGUUGAUUUUUAUCUGAUUAUUGUUCCAGAAAUGUAAACAGUAGAUGAGAAACCGAAAUAUCCCCCAUAUUUCAUGAUGAAUGGUGACUUUCCAAGUGCAAGACCCGGUACGGCAGCUACUUACACAAUGGACGAUUCCGAUGAAGAAGAUAUAAACCUCCCAAACAGUGACGAAGAGGAACCCAGAAAAACAACCAGCAGGAGACCAAAGUCUUCGAAGCAGACAUUUCUCACCCAGAGUCGCUCCACAAAGCGAGGAGGUCGGAGGCCGAAGGUUACUCAGGCACAGAGUAAUCUUGAAGAGAGACCACCGUGGGUUCAGCUGUCCAUCAGAGGAGCAAUGCCCACUCCUGAUAUGACGGUCACACAUAUCAAUCAGACCUAUGAUAAAGUGAGAGCCCGAGACAUGGCAGCCAUGUUUAAUGAGGGACAGACCUCCACUGACUGGCUGAAAAAUCAUAGCAUUGAGCAUUUCAACCUGACGCUUAAAGAUCUUCUCAGUAAAGGACAGAUCGUCAGGCCUAAGAGUAAUAUACAGAAAUCGAGUAGCUCACCCAAAGAGCUGAAGUUUGAGGCUAGCGUCGUCAAUGAGUUUGAGUACAAACUUUAUGAGAGCAUUGAAAUGUACCACAAUCGCAUCCGAUGGUUGUUGAAGGGAAGUAGGAAGACCUUUGGAAUGAUUAAAGGCAACAAGGUGGCCAUCGUUGUGGACAGCUCGGACUCCAACUGUGGCUUCGGACGUGUCAGCCAUUUUAGAGACUCGCUAACGACAUUGAUUGAUGAGCAGCUACACAACAGAGAGAUGUUGUAUUUCAUGUCAUUUGGUACCGACACAGACUCCUUAUGGCACACACCUAGAUACACCAAUAUCAGAAUUCUUGACGAAGCACGCUACUGGGUGAACAGUCUCUCUGGGAUGGGAGGAUGCAAUCUUCUAGCUGCCAUUAAGAAGGUUCUUAAAGUCAAGGAUGUGGACUCCAUCGUCGUGGUUAUGGGAAGCUGCCCUGACCAGAGCGCUGAGGCCCUGGUAGAGUACAUAGAGCAAGUCAUCGUUGGUCGUCAAGUCCCGUUGCACUGUGUAGCAUUCGACUGUAACAAUCACCUGACUAAUAAAAAGAAAACCAAUCCUAAGUUAACACUACGCAAACUAGCUGAUAUAUCUGGAGGGAGGUAUCACGUCUACGCAUCAGGAGCGGAGGAGCAAAUCUACACUGGUACAGACAUCACCAUGCUACUUCGGGAGAUACGAAUAGCUCAAGAUGUCAUUAAUAAGAUACAGGAAAUGAGGCAAGGCAUGAUGGGAGAUGCUCUCGUUAGCAUCUUGAAUGAGAUAUCCCUGGAGGUACAGAAGCUACCCCAGUCAAGGUUUCUACCGAGACCUCCAAACCACACCACUCCUCUGGCCAUAGAGGAGCCCUCAUUCCUACCCAAGACAUCUGAAGAAUGGCUGCAACAGAAUGGACUCAAAGGAAAGAGACUUUCCCUGUACCAAGUCCUGGCUCCCAAUGCCUUCAAUCAGAUUGAAGAGUUCAUUCCUGUCAUCAGGAAAUCUGUUCGCUCUCAGACACACGAGAAAGCAAUGACUCAGUUCGAGUGGCACGACGGUACGAUCAAGAACAUCCACGUGGACCCAGCGUUACUCUUUGACUACCAGAAACAGCUGGGGGCGACAGUCAAGCUGUAUGAACGCAGAGUAGACUGGCUGUCAAAGGAAAGCAGAAGGCUGUUUGGUACCCUGACUGAAAAGAGGGUAGUGAUUCUGAUUGAUCUUUCAUUGAGUAAUGUCAACUACUUAGUACACAUCCAACAUUCCAUCAGGCUUCUACUGCAACAACAGCUACUUAACAAAGAGUCCUUUAAUCUGAUUGGUUUCGGCAGCUCUGCUCGUGCUUGGAGGCCAUGUAUGCAAGAACCAACUGAAGAGAAUAUACAGAUGGCAUGGAAGUGGGUACUGGGCCUGGAGUGCAGCGGAAGUCGUAACUUCCUGUCGGCUCUGAGACUAGCCCUGGAGAAUGAAGAAGAUCAAAAACGGAAUACCUCUGUUGAUGGCGUCUACCUCUUCACCAGCGGAAUCCCGGACCAGCUGCCUGAGGUCAUCUGUUCCUUCAUGGAGGAGGCCACAGUCGGCCAGUCUACACGCCUCCACUCUAUCCUCUUCAAUGUUGACGACUACGACAGCAAUGGCGCCAUCCCGGGACGCUACGCAAACAUCACGCAGAUGGCUGAGUGUCUCAGAACACUCGCUCAUGUGACCAGCGGACGAUUUCAUUGGUUCCGUGAGACGGGGAUCAUCGAGAGCGAUGAUAUUAAGGCAAUACUCAGUGAGAUGGACAAAGCUGUCAAUUACUCACAAAAGUGUGCAUUGUUAGUUGACUCUGUGAAGAAGAGGUCCCCAAAAUAUCAGGCAGAGUUGAUGAGCAACGCCCAAGAAGACCAGCCUAAGAUGUUACCAAUGAGACCCCAAUCAGCUAAGAAGAGGGCACUACCUGCCCCGAAGCACACAGAGCUCAGUCUCGCUCGCCUGCAAAUUACGGAGAACAAGGACAAGGAAGAAACUAAACCCAUCCCAAGGAGCAGGCCCUCUAGUGCCAAGAAAGAUCCAAGUAAGUUAGACUCCAACAGGCUUGCUACAGAGAAGGACAAGAAAUCAAAGAGACCGACCAGUGCUCAUAAAGUCAAACCAGCUAAGCAAGUUUUCUACACUGAGUUUAAGAAUGAAGUUGGGACCGUGUACAAACAAUACCCAGACAUCCUGAACAAGAAGAAGAGCGUGAGGAAAGCUAUAAAUCAUCCAGUCAUCCCAGACAGGGAAGAACUGAAAACGUCUAAAGAGUGGUUGAAAUUGUAUGGACUAUGCAAGUUACGUCUUGAUCUGAACAAGCUUGUAUCAGGCCCUGAAUGUACCCACGCUAAGCGACACAUCAACACACUCAACAAGGCUGUCACUGCUAAGUACUGCACCAUAUUUCCAAGUGUAAACGUAAAGGGCUCCGUGAGACAUCUUCAGGUUCAGGCGCAUGAGCUGCAAGACUAUGAAGUGCAGAUCGAACUGGUACUCCGUCGCUAUCUGCGCAGGCUUCAGUGGCUUCUGGGUACCAGCCGACGGACAUUCGGAGUCAUGGUCGAGAAAAAGGUGGUGGUACUGGUAGACACUUCGGGAUCAAUGGUGUCUCACAUGGAGGAAUUGAAACGAGAGAUGGUUGCCCUCAUCUGGGAUCAGUUCCAGCGGGAAAACAUCAGUUUCAACUUGAUCCGUUUCUCUGGUGACAUUGAGCCAUGGCGGAAUGGCAUCGUGGAACCGACAGAAGUCAACUGCCACGACGCUGUCAGAUGGAUCUCAACUUUCGCCCCUGUUGGAAAUACGUGUACCCUGGAAGCCCUACAGCGAGCAUUCCAAGACAAAGAUGUGGAGGCAAUCUACUUACUCACCGACGGCAAGCCAGACAGCAGUACGUCUAGAGUCCUGCGAGAGGUGGCUCAGGUCAACACCAUACGCGGAGUCAAGAUCCACACCAUCUCAUUCAACUGUGAAGACGAGACAGCCAAUAUUUUCUUGCGGCAGUUAGCAGCUAUGUGCCGUGGUCGUUACCAUCGCUGCUAUGCUGGAAUGGAUGGUGAUUUGAUGGCGCACAGGCUACUGGAAGAGGGAUUUAAAAACACAGAGCAUCCUAUGUUGCCGACCUUUGACAGUGAUGACCUGAGGCAGUUAGUGGCCGAGAUUGAGCAAGCUAGACACUUCUUGUCCCAGUCACGGUCCUUCAGACAGCUCUUUGGUACCACAACAAAACCACACGAGAAAAGUAAAACCAGUCGACAGAUGCCACCAAACCACAUCAAGCCAAUGCUGCCAGCGGGAACCAGUUAAAGUAUCAAGCCAAUGCUGCGAACUAACUCAGCCGGCCAUUUUGUAGAGUACAAAAUUCAACUCUACAAAAUGGCCGACCGGGUUAGUUCACGACGUAUAAGGAAAACCACGCAAUUUCAAGGCAUAUUUG